Juglans microcarpa x Juglans regia is the source of this 2803-nucleotide messenger RNA. RefSeq names its product G-type lectin S-receptor-like serine/threonine-protein kinase At1g11410. The coding region runs from base 33 to 2543 and encodes 836 amino acids. The record is from RefSeq and is a predicted model, not a curated record. Lineage: Eukaryota; Viridiplantae; Streptophyta; Magnoliopsida; Fagales; Juglandaceae. Gene Ontology annotation, molecular function: ATP binding; protein serine/threonine kinase activity. Gene Ontology annotation, biological process: recognition of pollen; protein phosphorylation. The transcript is spliced from 7 exons.
UAGCUAGCUCGCUGUCUUUCGUCAGAAGAACCAUGAUCUCACCUUCUGAACAGUUAUUGACUCCAGUAUUGCUUCUCUCUCUCCUUCUCCAAAUAUGCGUUUCCCUAGACAUCAUAACGCCGGACGAGCCUCUUAAAGACGGUGACAUCCUCGUCUCCCACCGAGAAACGUUUGCACUUGGGUUUUUCAGUCCUGCAAAUUCUAGCCGUCGUUACGUCGGGAUUUGGUAUAACAAAGUGCCACUAAAAACGGUUGUUUGGGUCGCUAACAGAGACGACCCUCUCGACGACACUGCCGGUAUACUCUCCAUCGACGGUCAUGGAAACCUCGUCCUCACCGAGACGAACCGAAGCAUCCCUAUCUGGUCUACCAACGCUUCUGUUGUCUCCACGAAACGUUCCAUGGUUAGGCUCUUGGACACCGGGAACCUCGUUUUGGUUUAUCAAGAAACCCAGAGCCUUAUAUGGCAGAGCUUUGACUUUCCGACCGACACUUUGCUUCCGUUCAUGAAACUCGGGCUCGAUCGCCGGACUGGGCUGAACAGGUUCCUGACAUCUUGGAAGUCCAAGGAUGACCCGGGAACCGGCAACUGUACCUAUGCGAUUGAUCCAACCGGGUAUCCGCAGCUGUUCUUAUACGAGGAUGGGGCUCCUUUGUGGCGGGGCGGAUCUUGGACCGGAAAAAGAUGGAGCGGCGUACCCGAAAUGACACAGAAUUACAUCUUCAACGUCAGCUACGUGGAUAAUCAAGAUGAGAUCACCAUUGAAUACGGUGUCACUGUUCCUAACGUUUUCACUAGAAUGAUGGUGGAGGAACCUGGGGUCGUGGAGCGGUCUACCUGGUUCGAGACUGGGUGGGUCCGGUUUUGGUCCGCCCCGAAAGAGAAGUGCGAUAACUACCAAGAAUGCGGUCCAAAUAGUUACUGUGACCCGAACAACUUGGAAAAGUUCGAGUGCACGUGCUUGCCCGGGUUUGAACCCAAGUCGGCCCGUGAUUGGUUCCUGAGAGAUGGGUCGGGCGGGUGCGUGAUGAAUGUGUCCACGUGCAACAGCGGAGAAGGGUUCGUGAAGCUUGCACGUGUGAAGGUGCCGAAUACCUGGAUAGCACGUGCGGACAUGAGUCUGUCGUUGAAAGAGUGCGAGCAACAGUGCUUGAAUAAUUGUACAUGUACGGCAUACACCAAUGCAGACGAGACAAAGGGAGCGAUUGGGUGCCUUACAUGGCACGGCAACUUGGUGGACACGAGAGUUUAUACCAAUGGAGGACAAUAUUUAUAUCUACGCGUGGACGCAGCCACUUUAGCUCAAUAUGCAAAGAAGAAUGGUCUUCUUCAGAAAAAGGGAAAGCUGGCGAUUCUUGUGAUUUCUGUUGCAGUAAUACUGCUUAUUGUGGCUUCUAUUGUGUAUUGGUUCAUAAUGAGGAAGAUAAAGGAGAAAAGACAAAGCAAGUAUACUUUUAGCAUUACCACCGCUGCAGCAAGCUUGGAAGAAUCUUCAACUAGAAGGGAGCUCGAUGGAAGUACGAGAAAUUCAGAUUUACAAUUCUUUGAACUAAGUAAGAUAGUUGCAGCCACGGAUAACUUCUCUGUUUCUAACAAGCUAGGAGAAGGUGGUUUUGGAUCAGUGUACAAGGGUUGCUUAUACAAUGGAAAUGAAAUAGCAGUGAAAAGACUAUCAAAGUACUCCGGACAAGGCAUAGAAGAGUUCAAGAAUGAAGUUGCAAUCAUUGCUAAACUUCAACACAGAAACCUUGUGAGGAUUCUGGGUUAUUGCGUUCAAGGAGAAGAAAAGAUGUUAAUCUAUGAGUACUUGCCAAAUAGAAGCUUGGACACUUUCAUUUUUGAUGAAACAAAAAGGUCAUUGUUAGAUUGGGGCAAAUGCUUCGAGAUUAUUUGUGGGAUUGCUCGAGGGAUCUUAUAUCUUCAUCAAGACUCAAGAUUAAGGAUUAUCCACAGAGAUCUAAAGGCCAGCAAUGUUCUACUUGACAAUGCAAUGCAUCCAAAAAUUGCGGAUUUUGGUAUGGCUAGAAUUGUUGGAGGGGAGUCAGGGGACCAAAUUGAAGCAAAUACAAAUCGUGUAGUUGGAACAUAUGGUUAUAUGUCUCCGGAGUAUGCGAUGCGUGGACUAUUUUCAGUGAAGUCAGAUGUAUACAGCUUUGGGGUUUUGCUACUGGAGAUUAUCUUCGGCAAAAGGAACAGUACUUAUUAUCAUGAUGAUCCCUCCUCAAACUUGAUUGGGCAUGUUUGGGAGUUAUGGAAAGAAGGCAAAGCCAUGGAAAUAGUUGAUUCAUCACUGGUUGACAAAACCCCUGAUAAUGAAGUUGCAAGAUGCGUUCAAAUUGGGCUUUUGUGUGUUCAAGAAUAUGCAACAGAUCGGCCGAACAUGUCAGCAGUUGUUGCAAUGUUGGGUAAUGACACACCUCUUCCUUCUCCAAAACAACCUGCAUUUGUUUUGAAGGGUAUUAGCCAAGGGAAAGACGCAUCAACUAGCGAAGGAGCCAUGUCUGUCAAUGAAGUAACAGUUUCUUUGAUUCACGGUCGUUAAAAGUCGAAUUCUGUUCGGUGCAAUGUAUUGAUAUGAAGUUAGUGUUAGUAGGGUCUUUGUUUUCAAAAAAGAAAAUGUAAGCCCUAAAAAUAAAAGAAAAUCUCUUAACUUUAAGUCGUGCAGGGGUGUGUGAGGUUGGGUGUGUGCGUGCGAGUAUGUGGGGGUGUGUGUUAAUAUACCCUUACUUAAAAACUAGUAUGUGGGGGUGUGUGUGUGAAUAUACCCUUACUUAAAAACUAGUACAUAAGCUAAAUGUUUAC